AUGUCAUCCAACGUUCGGAAAUCUGCCGCUGGAAACGCUUCCCUAUUAUCUCCUUCGAAUUAUGACGAGGACGCUCCGUCUAUUCAUUCAGAGAACAGUGAUCAAGACGAAGACAGUGAUGAUGACAAGAUAAUUCAGGGGGCGCGUACGUCCGCAGAUAUUAGGAAAUAUGAUCGAGGUGUAUUAGAAGAGGAAGAAGAAAGGGACGAGCUUUUAGAAAGAAAUUUGAAGCGCGGGAGAAGAGGAAGCGCAUUGGAAGGAAUAAGCUCGGGACUUAGAGGUCUAUGGAGUAAGAGCCAUGUUCUUUUACCUGGAGCUCGCAAUGAAAGUUCCUCAAAUCAAGACGAUGAAACCGAAGUGGAAGAAAAACGACGCCAAAGGAGAAAUAGACGGCAGAAGAAGAGGGAGAAAUUGAUGGAAGAUGCAAGUUAUGGUGAAGAUGGAGAGUUGAUGUUCGAGAUGGAAGGAGGGCGCAUGAAAGAAGGCAGUGCGACAGGGUCAAGCAGCGAAACUGACGAGAGCGACGAUGCCGACAGACGUGGCUUGCUAAAUGUGCGGGACCAGGCGACGCAACGGAAAAACUCGAGAUGGGCUUGGUGUGCUAUAUAUCUUCUGAUAGCAUUGGGGUUUACGGCUUUAUUGUUAGUGGCAUGGAAGCUGUCAAAGAAAGCACGUUUCACAAAAGAACAUCAGAUUUUCCUGAGCAAUGGCACAGCUUUAUUCGCGCCAACGACUAUCUUGAUAAGCUUGGACGGAUUUCGAGCCGACUUCUUGAAACGGGGUAUCACACCUAGAUUGAAUACUUUCGUCGAAGAGGGAAUUUCGCCUGUCUAUAUGAAUCCUAGCUUCCCUUCUGUCACCUUUCCAAACCAUUAUACAUUGGUUACUGGUCUCUACCCAGAAUCACACGGCGUUGUGGGAAAUACAUUUUGGGACGAGAAAUUACAAGAAGAAUUCUACUAUACCAAAUCUGAAGCGAUGCACAAGAAAUGGUGGGGCGGUGAGCCUCUAUGGGUCACUGCUGAGAACCAAGGAAUCAGAACUGCCAUUCACAUGUGGCCAGGAAGUGAAGCACAUAUCAUGGAUGUGGAGCCUGCAUACUUGGAUAAAUACAACGGACAAGAACCGCUUCCCAACAAGGUCAGCCGAGUACUUGAGCUUCUGGAUAAGCCUGGCCGAGAAGAUAGUCAAGCGGCUUUGGCUGAUAUGAGACCUCAACUAAUUGCAGCAUACGUGCCCAACGUUGAUCAGCAUGGUCAUCUUUACGGGCCAAAUAGUACUGAAAUUAGGGUAACUAUAACAGAGGUUGACACUAUGCUUGAUCAAUUGUUCCAAGGACUUGAGGCAAGAAAUUUAACAAAUAUUGUUAACGUUGUCAUUGUUUCAGAUCAUGGAAUGGCUACUACAGACACAAACCGUCUUAUUCAACUAGAAGAUAUCAUUGAUACCAGUCUAAUCGAACACACCGAUGGCUGGCCUUUAUAUGGACUUCGGCCAAAAGAUCUCUCACACCUUCAAGGUCUUUACGAUACUUUGGCUGCAGAAGCCGCUAUCAAUCCCAAUUUUGAGGUUUAUCUACGAGAUGUUAAUAUGCCCGAACGUUAUCAUUUCUCCAAAAAUGAGCGAAUUGCACCUUUAUGGAUUGUUCCAAAGACUGGUUGGGCGAUUGUCAUGAAGGACGAAUUUGAUGUAGUUGAAGGAAAAGCAAAAGGAAUUGCCUAUCACCCUCGAGGACUGCAUGGCUACGAUCAUGAGCAUCCGCUCAUGAGAGCUAUUUUCAUCGCUAGAGGCCCUGCUUUCCCGCAUGAGCCUAAUAGUCGCGUUGAGCCCUUUCAAAAUAUCGAAGUGUAUAAUAUAAUCUGUGACUCUCUGGGACUUACACCUAACCCCAACAACGGCACAUUACGUCUUCCACUCAAGCCUGUUGGGCUUCACUCGCCUGAUACAUCUCCCCCCGAACCUGCUGAUCCCGAGCCAAGUCCUUCAAAGCUGGAGCCUCAAACGAACGCAACUCUAUCUAUAUCGCCAAUUGAAGCUAGCUCUACAGCAGAUCCCAAUGUAGUCCCUCCACAAAUGGUAGGUGUAGAUACACCAGAAGACUUAGAAGAUCCAAACGUGGAUAGGCCGGUAGUAGAAGACGAGAGUAGUAAGACAGACGAUGAGAAAAAUUGGUGGGCAUGGUUCAAGGGAGAACUAGAUGACUUCAAAGGCUGGAUUUCUGAUUUAACCCACAAGAAUGGGACCAACGGAACUCGGGCCUAG
Molecule: messenger RNA, 2262 nt
Organism: Botrytis deweyae
Lineage: Eukaryota; Fungi; Ascomycota; Leotiomycetes; Helotiales; Sclerotiniaceae
Exons: 2
Coding region: 1-2262 (753 amino acids)
Biological process (GO): nucleoside triphosphate metabolic process
Molecular function (GO): ribonucleoside triphosphate phosphatase activity; nucleoside triphosphate diphosphatase activity
Source: RefSeq, a predicted model, not a curated record